Gastrolobium bilobum is the source of this 2796-nucleotide messenger RNA. RefSeq names its product probable pre-mRNA-splicing factor ATP-dependent RNA helicase DEAH4. Bases 15 to 2114 code for a protein of 699 amino acids. The record is from RefSeq and is a predicted model, not a curated record. Gene Ontology annotation, molecular function: ATP hydrolysis activity; ATP binding; RNA binding. NCBI's taxonomy places the organism in Eukaryota, Viridiplantae, Streptophyta, Magnoliopsida, Fabales, Fabaceae. Gene Ontology annotation, cellular component: intracellular anatomical structure. The transcript has 16 exons.
GGUUGUGCGCGAGGAUGGCGACCCUUCCCAUAGUUCAAUAUGAAGAAAAGAUCAUUGAAACCAUUGAGCAAAACCCCGUUGUGGUAAUCAUCGGAGAGACCGGUUCCGGCAAGAGCACUCAACUCUCUCAGAUGCUUCACCGACGCGGUUACUCCGAUUCCGGUAAAAUCGCCGUCACUCAGCCCCGUCGAGUUGCCGCUGUCACCGUCGCCAGACGAGUUGCACAUGAGCUUGGUGUUCAUCUUGGAGAGGAAGUGGGAUACGCCAUUCGAUUUGAGGAUAGGACUUCACACCACACGCGAAUUAAAUACCUUACUGAUGGGGUCCUCCUCCGCGAAAGUCUAGCUAAUCCCGAGCUAAAUGAGUAUUCUGUAAUCAUAUUGGAUGAAGCUCAUGAACGGAGUUUAAACACGGAUAUAUUGAUGGGGCUGAUGAAACGCUUGGUUAAACUUCGUUCCUCCCAUCUUAAAGUUUUGAUCACGUCGGCAACUCUUGAUGGUGAUAAAGUAUCUAAGUUCUUUACAGAUUGUCCUGUAUUGACCAUCCCAGGAAAAUUGUAUCCAGUUGAGAUUCUUUAUAGCAAGGAGCGUCCCUCAAGCUAUCUUGAAUCUUCUCUUAAAACAGCUCUUGAUAUACAUGUUCGUGAACCAGAAGGGGAUAUUUUAAUAUUCAUGACUGGACAGGAUGACAUAGAGAAGUUGGUAUCUAAGUUGGAAGAUAAAGUUCAGGCUCUCGAGGAAGGUUCCUGCAUGGAUGCUAUAGUCCUUCCCCUACAUGGUUCUUUGCCACCUGAAUUGCAGGUGCGUGUGUUUAGUCCUCCACCUCCUAAUUGCAGGCGAAUUAUCGUUGCAACAAAUAUUGCUGAAACUUCUUUGACUGUUGAUGGUGUAGUGUAUGUUAUUGAUUCUGGGUAUGUAAAGCAAAGGCAGUACAAUCCAUCUAGUGGCAUGUAUUCCCUUGAUGUUGUUCAAAUUAGCAAAGUGCAAGCUAAUCAGCGUGCAGGUCGAGCUGGACGAACACGUCCAGGGAAAUGCUACCGUCUAUAUCCUUCCCAACUUUACCAUGAUGAUUUCUUGGAUGUUACAGUUCCUGAAAUUCAGAGAUCUUCUCUAGCUGGCAGUGUUCUUUACUUAAAGUCAUUGGACCUCCCAGAUAUUGACAUUCUCAAAUUUGACUUUCUUGAUCCUCCUUCACCUGAGUCCUUACAAGAUGCGUUGAAGCAGUUAUAUCUAAUUGAUGCUAUUGAUGAAAAUGGUGCAAUUACAAGUAUUGGAAGAAAAAUGGCUGAGCUUCCAUUGGAACCAUCCCUAUCAAGAACCUUAAUGGAGGCAAACAAUUAUGGUUGCAUACCUGAGGCUUUGACUGUUGCUGCAAUGUUAUCAGCUGAAACUACAUUGCUGCCGGGACAGAGCAAGACUGAGAAGAAGAGGAAACACCCAAUAUCUAACCUUCCUGAUGGUUCUGGCUUGGGUGAUCACAUUCAAUUGCUGCAGAUAUAUGAAUGUUGGGAUCAAACUGAUUAUGACAUUAAUUGGUGCAAAGACAAGGGCUUGCAGGUGCGAGGGAUGUUGUUUGUCAGAGAUGUCCGUAAGCAGUUAUCUCAGAUAAUGCAGAAAAUAGCGAAGGGACCGCUGGAUGUAGGGGCAAAUGGGAAAGGGGAAGAGUUUCAGAUGGGUUAUCGAAACUUGAGGAAAGCUUUAUGUGCGGGCUUUGCGAAUCAGCUUGCUGAAAGAAAGAUGCAUCAUAAUGGUUAUCGAACUCUGGGUUUCCAAGCCCAAGUAGUCCAGGUGCAUCCGUCAUCUGUGCUGAGUGCUGAUGAAUUGGGGAAAUUCCCAGACUAUGUUGUGUACCAUGAGCUAAUUGCAACUCCACGCCCGUACAUGAGAAAUGUGUGUUCUGUUGAGAUGAGAUGGGUUAUACCCAUUAUGAACAAGCUCAAGACACUAGAUGUGUACAAAUUAAGUGGUGGCGUUGAUCAAGUUGAGGAGAAAACUGAGAGAAAUUUUCCAGAUUUGCCCAAGAAUGAUGUUGAGGUUGCUGGUGCUGCUGAUGACCGCGAAAGUAGAAUCCAAGCUGCUAGAGAACGAUUUCUUGCUCGUAAAGCCAAUAAAUGAGCACACAUACAACUGUGGAGAUUGCGUUAUUGGCUUGUCGAGUUGUUGGAGGGGCAGAUUAGUUGGUAAGGUUAGCUGAAAGGAUCGAGAGUCACGAUGAGCUGACUCCACUGAGUUUUCCUCGUUGACACAACUCCAACUUUGUGCUCUGAUGUUGUUUUCUCGGCUUCAUUCUAAUGCAAUUAUCUCUAGCAAAAAUAGGAAGAUUUAGCACAGAUCACCUGAGAUUGGGUCUCGUACUGUUCUGAUUAGUUGGUUGAGACUUGAGUGGCUGAAUGUAUAUAUACUUUUGCAUAAGCCCUUGGUUAUUGAAAUGUGGCCGGAGUGGAGAAAGAAGACAAUGGAAAAGGAAGGAAAAAGGAGAGAACAAUCAGCAAGUCCCCUUGACAAAGUAAAUGUUAAUUAAACAAUUGUGACUUGUAAGGGAUUUCGAAAUGCAAGUGUGGUUACAAACAUCAGUGAGGUAAUUAACUUUGAGUGACUCUUUUGCCUAAAAGUUAAUUAAAUCUAUGUUUGAUAUUGAGGCUGUUUAGAUUGAGAUAAUUACCUAGCCGAGAUUGUAUUUAAAGUUAAACUCAUUAAACAUGACCAUAGUUGUGGAUGAAACAAGAUCAAAUCUUUCUCCAGUAUGAUGUUGGUUCUCAAUCUGAUGAUCAAUUCAAGAUUUCUGGGACUAAGCUGA